Tachysurus fulvidraco (yellow catfish) is the source of this 1888-nucleotide messenger RNA. RefSeq names its product C-C motif chemokine 24-like. The transcript is spliced from 7 exons. The coding region runs from base 894 to 1430 and encodes 178 amino acids. Gene Ontology annotation, biological process: neutrophil chemotaxis; cellular response to tumor necrosis factor; lymphocyte chemotaxis. The record is from RefSeq and is a predicted model, not a curated record. Gene Ontology annotation, molecular function: CCR chemokine receptor binding; chemokine activity. NCBI's taxonomy places the organism in Eukaryota, Metazoa, Chordata, Actinopteri, Siluriformes, Bagridae. Gene Ontology annotation, cellular component: extracellular region.
GACAAUAAUGAGAUUAGUGUCAUGCGAUGUUAUCAAUUUCCAGGUUUACAUCAUGUUUCUGAGCUCGGUUUGUUUGAUAUAAUAAUAAUAAUAAUAAUAAUAAUAAUAAUAAUAAUGAAAGGAAAGUGUGUGAAAAUGCAUGUAGGACAUAUAAAAACAUGACCUUAACCCUAACCUUCCUGUUUAACUCUCUCACACAGCUCUUCCUCUGUAGUUUCCAUUCUUCAUGAACAAAGCCAGGAUUUUUCUACUUGGGAAUUUUCCAGUUGUGUCUAAUAAUUUUAAUGUGAUGCCACUUGGCUGAGUAUUAUAAAACUGACAUUUUUUUUAAGAUUAUUGUAGACUCUUAAAUAAUGCUAAUGGAAUGUGUAUAGUGAAAGUGUGGAAUGGUAUUGUACACAUAAAAAAAUUGAGUAGCGUGAGAUAUGUUUGGUUACAAAGUGUUAAAUAUUAUGUUCUUCUAUGUUUUAGGUGAAAACCAUGAGCUGGUUUCCUGUGUUAGAUGUUUUUUUUUAGAUGUUUUGUGACUUAAACACCCCCCCCCCCCACACACACACACACACCAGCUAUAUAAAGUGAAGAGGGAGGUGAUAUCUACACUAAUACCAUUCUGCUCCUGACCAUCACUAUCUUCAUCAUUCUCUUCAACAUCUUCAGCAGCAGUCAUGAUCUCUCGUUCUCUCCUGCUGGUUCUGCUGGUUCUCGGCUGCCUUCAGUCCUUCACAACGGCCCACUAGGGAAAUGUACCAGAAGAGUGCUGUACCAGCUUUCUGACACGACCAAUCUCUGUAAAAAACAUUACAGCUUAUGCAGUAACAGAUAUUCGGUGUCGAAAACCUGGAGUCAUCUUUACUCUACAGAACGGUCGUCAUUUGUGUGCAGAUCCCAAAGACAUGUGGGUGAAGCAUCACAUGAAUUGUAUUGACCUGAUUAACAGUCUGAACGUCACUGAACUUGUAGUUGGACCAGAUCAGUGCUGUACCAAGUUUCCGAGACAACCAAUCCCUGUAAAAGUCAUUACAGUGUAUGAAGAAACAGAUCCUGAGUGUCUAAUACCUGGAGUCAUCUUUACUCUACAGAACGGUCGUCGUGUGUGUGCAGAUCCCGGCUUCAAGUGGGUGAAGAGUCACAUGAACAAAACUGACCAGCGUCUGUUUAACAGUCUGAACAAACCUGAAGUUGUAGUUGGACCAGAUCAGUGCUGUACCAAGUUUCUGAGACAACCAAUCCCUGUAAAAGUCAUUACAGCAUAUAACAUAACAGAGCUUCAGUGUCAAAUACCUGGAGUCAUCUUUACUCUACAGAUUGGUCGUGAUGUGUGUGCAGAUCCCAAAGACAAGUGGGUGAAGAACAACAUGAACAGAAUUGACCAGCUUCUGUUUAACAGUCUGAACAAACCUGAAGAGAGUUUAAAUCCUCUCUCCAAGUAAUGAAUAAUUAUUUUACUAAAUGGACUUUUUACAUAAUCACACAUUAUGAUUAAAGCUUUUAGUUAUAAACUUAAAUAUAAUCUGAUUUAUUCUAUAGACUGUUAACAUGAAUUCAUUUACUUUUUAUUGACAUUUCUAUGCUUUAAAAGAAAAUAAUGCUGGUUGCAUUCAAACAUUUGACAGGUUUACAUACAACAUUAAUAUAUUAAUAUAUGUAACAUACACAGAUAUGUCUGAUCAUGGUAUGACUUCCUGUUCUGCAAAAUUGAUUUAUUUGUCUUCAUGCAGUCUUACAUCAUAUAUUUCUCUUUCUCUGUUAAAAUCAUUUUUUCAUGUAAAAUAAUCUGAGUUAUACUUACUUUUUACAAUUCUUGAUUUUUUCUUUCUUUCUACUAGUGAUUUGAAUUGUUACAAAAUAGUAGAAGAAUGAAGGUCAAUAAAUAAUCAGUGUAUUAUGA